Molecule: messenger RNA, 2769 nt
Organism: Drosophila ficusphila
Lineage: Eukaryota; Metazoa; Arthropoda; Insecta; Diptera; Drosophilidae
Gene: Dfd
Product: homeotic protein deformed
Exons: 5
Coding region: 504-2297 (597 amino acids)
Biological process (GO): anterior/posterior pattern specification; regulation of transcription by RNA polymerase II
Cellular component (GO): nucleus
Molecular function (GO): RNA polymerase II cis-regulatory region sequence-specific DNA binding; DNA-binding transcription factor activity, RNA polymerase II-specific
Source: RefSeq, a predicted model, not a curated record
GAAUGGAACGGUUCGUGCUCGCAGCGCACUCGUAAAUCCGAAGUGUCCGCCUUUUCUCCCAGUGUGUGUUUUAAAUUCAUAAAAACCGUUUUUUUACAACUGGAAAAUAGCGCCAUAACAAAGGCUCCAGGGUUACUAAAGUGCCAAAAAUAAAGUGCAAACCAAGUCAAUAAGUUCUCAAAAACCAUACAAGUGAAAACGGUGAUAUCAGAUGAAUAUUUAUAAAUAUACCAUAAAUAAAUCGUCUUUCUAUGAUUGGAGUUUUAAAACAAACUCUUGUUUUCGGUGUAAAAGUUGAAAAAGCCUUAAUUUGCAAUAACCAACACAAUAAAAUAAUUACUAUUUACGAGAAGUCGUGAAUCAACCUUAUAGUUACUGUAUAAAAAACAAAAGCUUAAGAAUAUGUGCAAGCGGAGUGAAAGUACCCAAGAAGAUUUCUAAAAAACCAACGAAAAGCCCCAAAAAACCUCUCUGGAGAACCGCGACCCCACAGAUCUCUCGUCAUGAGCUCGUUCCUCAUGGGUUAUCCACAUGCUCCACAUCAUGUCCAGAGUCCCAUGUCCAUGGGCAAUAGCUUGGACCCGAAGUUCCCGCCGGUGGCCGAUGACUACCAUCACUACAACGGUCACUACUCGAUGACCGCCUCCACGGGCCACAUGAGUGGUGCCGUCGGCGGUGGUGCAGUGUCAGGUGUGGUGGGAUCGGUGGGCGGUGGCGGGGCAGGUGGGAUGUCGGGGCAUCCGCAUGCCAUGCAUCCGGCGGACAUGGUCAGCGACUACAUGGCGCACCACCACAAUCCGCACAGCCAUUCCCACUCGCACUCCCACUCGCUGACGCACCACCACAGCAACAGCGCGUUAUCCGGGCACCACCAGCCAUCCGCCGGCGGUUACAGCUCCAACUACGCAGCCGCCACUCCGCCCUCACACCCGCACUCGCAUCCGCACGCACAUCCGCACCAGAGCCUCGGCUACUACGUGCACCACGCGCCCGAGUUCAUCUCCGCGGGAGCGGUGCACUCCGAUCCCUCGAACGGAUACGGAGCGGCGGUAAAUGUCCCGAACACGAGCAACGGCAGUGGCGGCGGAGGAAGCGGAGCAGUUGUUGGAGGCGGAGCAGUGGGCGGAUCGGGCAAUGGAUACUACGGCGGUUACGGCGGGGGCUAUGGGGCUGCGAACGGGAGCGUGGGCAGCACCCACUCCCAAGGACACUCGCCGCACUCCCAGAUGAUGGAUCUUCCCCUCCAAUGCAGCUCCACGGAACCGCCGACAAACACGGCGCUGGGACUGCAGGAAUUGGGUUUAAAACUGGAGAAACGCAUCGAAGAAGCUGUACCUGCCGGCCAACAACUGCAAGAGCUGGGAAUGCGAUUGCGCUGUGAUGAUAUGGGAUCCGAAAAUGACGACAUGUCGGAGGAGGACCGGCUCAUGCUGGAUCGAUCUCCAGACGAACUGCUCUCCAAUGACAAUGACGACGAUCUCGGGGACUCAGACAGCGACGACGAUCUGAUGGCGGAGACGACCGAUGGCGAGCGGAUCAUCUACCCCUGGAUGAAGAAGAUCCAUGUGGCGGGAGUGGCGAACGGGUCGUACCAGCCGGGAAUGGAGCCAAAACGCCAACGCACCGCCUACACGCGCCACCAGAUCCUGGAGCUGGAGAAGGAGUUCCACUACAACCGCUACCUGACGCGUCGGCGGCGCAUCGAGAUCGCCCAUACGCUGGUCCUGUCGGAGCGGCAGAUCAAGAUCUGGUUCCAGAACAGGCGCAUGAAGUGGAAGAAGGACAACAAGCUGCCCAACACCAAGAACGUGCGCAAGAAGACGGUGGACGCCAACGGCAACCCAACACCGGUAGCCAAGAAGCCCACCAAGCGGGCCGCCUCCAAGAAGCAGCAGUCGCAGCAGCAGCAGCAGCAACAGCAGCAGUCGCAACAGCAGCAGUCGCAACAGCAGCAGACGCAACAGCAGCAGACCCCGGUGAUGAAUGAGUGCAUUCGUUCGGAUAGUUUGGAGAGCAUAGGCGAUGUGAGCUCCUCGCUGGGCAACCCGCCCUACAUACCUGCGGCACCUGAGACGGCCGGUUCCUACGGAGGACCUCAGCAGCACCUCGGCAACAGCGGCAACAAUGGCAGCGGCAAUAACAACAAUAACAACAACAACAACAACAGCAACCUCAACAAUAACAACAAUCAGAUGGGUCACACGAACCUGCACGGGCACCACCAACAGCAGCAAUCCGAUCUCAUGACCAAUCUUCAGCUCCACAUCAAGCAGGAUUACGAUCUGACGGCCCUGUAGAACGACGACUUCGGCAUUGUAAAUUAGCUAUCCCUACCAUUCUUUGUAGAAUUCUUUUUCAUUUCGAAUCAAUAGCCUUGUACUUGGGACAAGGCUAAAGACAAAUCGGAGCAUACAGUGAACGUAGUUAGUAAAGGACCGAGCAUUAGGUAGACGCGCUCAUUAUAUAAAGUUGUAAUCACGAUUCCCCACAAGCGUUGUAUAUGAGUUUUACUUAAGCACCCUAGGAUUCAGGUUUAAGAGAUUGUAUAAAGCCUAGAACGAUUCGUCAUAGCUGUUAAGUGGCAAACCCUAGCUCUAGAAUUACUUACUUGUGUAAUUACGGUAACUAUAAAUAUUAUUAACGAAACUAGUUGGCAUCUGUUGUGCGUCUCUAGAUGUGUGUAAGUUCGUACUUAUAUUUUAUGGAUAUAGAUAAAACUGAAAAGUGGAAAGUACAUGUAUCGAAAUAAAGAGAAUAUAUUGUAUACGG